Molecule: messenger RNA, 321 nt
Organism: Kockovaella imperatae
Lineage: Eukaryota; Fungi; Basidiomycota; Tremellomycetes; Tremellales; Cuniculitremaceae
Exons: 2
Coding region: 1-321 (106 amino acids)
Source: RefSeq, a predicted model, not a curated record
AUGCCUCGCUUCCUUUGCUACUGCCCGGACUAUCCUGAUGCGCUUGAACUUAGGCUGUCAGUCAGAGCUCGACAUCUCGAAGACUCUGAUAGAGAUAAGGAAGCAGGCAGGCAGACCGAUGGAUCAGCUUUCCUUGCCAUCCCAGGCUCUGAGGCUGCUUCUCGCACUGUUCCAGAGGGUCAGCCGAAUCUCACUGGCAGCUUCAUGAUCUAUAACUUGGAAACGAUAGAUCAAGUUUGGGACAGGAUACGCAAGGACGCAUAUUGGGAGAACAAUGUCUGGGAUAGAGAAAAGUUGACAGUCUGGCCGCUAAGGGCAUGA